AUGUCGAGCCUGGCGCGAAAUGCAAGAACUGCAGCCAAAGGUGCAUUGGCACAGCUGGAGUCGGCAGCCACAAGGGCGCUGGAGCCGAGGCGCCUGUACUUAGACACGGCCCCAGGCCUCGAGAAGAUGCUCCAACGGGAGGUGGAGGCCCUGCAGCUGGGCAUGCCCGAGGUUCGGCGUGCAGGUGAGCUGCUGCUCUCAGCACCCGAGUCUGCACUGUGGCGGGCAGCUUUGCAGAGCCGACUGGUGCUGGGGCUGCGCCUGGGCGUCGGCGACAUUUUCCACGCUGGCUAUGAGUCUACCUUGUCGAACUAUGUGGCUGGCUGCGCUUGGCCAGACUACUUGUGGUUCCGAUCAGAACCCAUUGGCCCUCCGUUGAAGGUACGAUCUGAGAAAUCCCGGCUCUACCACUCAGAGGUGAUUGAGCGAGGAGUGCUCAGUGGUAUUGAGAAGCGCAGGCAGUUCUUUAUGAGCCUGAAGCUGCAGGAGAAGGAGGACGCAAAGUUCUAUGGCAGACCUGCACCUGAAGGGCCGCCAUUCCCAACUGUGCACGUUGACCUGUUCCAGAAUGAAUGCCACCUCAGUGUGGGGGCCACUGCAGUGCCGCAUGCACGUGCGUACGAGCUGGCACUUGAUGAGAAAGAGAUAGACCUGGAUCCAGAGGAGCCGAGCACUCGGAGCCCCUGGCUUCUUGAACCUGCUCAUGCUGCAGCCUGUGUGCUGAAAUCCAACUUCUUGCAGCAUUUGGAGGAGUGCGCUGCGUCUGGGCACAAGCUAUGCAUUUGGGAUCCGUUCUGUGGAAAGGGCACCAUGAUCCUGGAGGCUUUGGGUAUCGCGCUUGGGGUGCCGCCGGCCAGUCCUGCAAUGAUGAUGCCUUUCCAGAACUUUCCGGACUUCAAUCAGAUGCACUUUCAAGAGGUGCUGCAGUCAUUGCAGCUCACACCUCAUCCGCAGAUUCAGCAGCUGCUACUUCUCGGAAGCCAUGAAGGUCACCCAGAGCUGGUGAAACUUGCCCAUCUCAAUCUGCAGGCAUUUGCUCGUUCACUGCCGCGGUCCAGAGGGCCUUCACUGCUAUGGGCCCCUUCACGGGGUGGGGAGGAAGAUAGCAGGUCGCUUGUGACACAUCGCUUGCCUUGCCAAAUCGCCUUCCAUUCACUUCCUGCUGCUACAGUGGCUGAGCAGAUUCGGGGUCACCGCCCCUUGAUCAUGACGAACGUACCUUAUGGCAAAAAGUCUGAAGCUCGAAAAGAUCAGCGUGCGUACAAGCGCUUUGGCCAAAUGGUUAAGAGCUUGGAUGUGAAGGGAGCCUACUGCCUUUCAGCUCGCGAGGACUUCAAAAAAUUGUCCGGUUUAGACUGGAGGACUGAGCUACGCUUUUCUUCUGCUGGGGUCUGGCUAGAGUUGCUCCGCUGGACUGGGCAGGAGGCGCUAGAGGUGCACUUUGUGCAAAGCAAGCCUCGGCGCAAAAGGCAACGCAAAAAGCAGGAAGCUCACAUCGGUACUGAUGCAGAGCAGGCUGAAACGGCCGGUUCAGGGACAAGGCCAACCGCAGUUCCAGACGAGUCAGACGAGGUAUCAGCUGCUGUGGUGCAGUCUGCCUCAGAAAAAGCUAUUGCUUCAGAAAAGGUGCGAAUCUAUCGUGAUGGCAAGCUGAAGCGCUACGUUUCCGGAGCAGCGACAAAUGCAUUCCAGAAAUCAAGACUUGCAGCCUCAAUGCCUCGAUGUUUGAUCCUUAUGGUGCCCCACUUCUCGUGCAGGAAAUGCUUCGAGCGGACAGCCUGCCGCUCCUGA
Messenger RNA from Durusdinium trenchii, 1791 nucleotides. NCBI's taxonomy places the organism in Eukaryota, Dinophyceae, Suessiales, Symbiodiniaceae. The record is from the annotation of a GenBank genome assembly.